AGCCUCAGUAUAAAAGCCAGCAGUCGAGGAAGGAGGACGUUUUCUACCCGUGCACACACACCAGUCAUGCCUACAUACAGGUUUCGCUACUUCAACGCAAAGGCUUUUGGCGAGGUGUCCCGGCUGCUGUUUGCACUGGCGGGACAGGGUUAUGAGGACGCCAGGUUCACCCAGGAGACAUGGCCGGCAGAGAAGCCAAAUACACCUCUGGGUCAGAUGCCCGUCCUUGACAUUGAUGGGAAAUCCUUUGGCCAGAGUAGCGCCAUAUCCAGAUACCUUGCAAGGACAUUUGGUUUCUAUGGCAACGGCGAUCUGGAAGCUCUAGCGGUGGAUCAGGUUCUUGGUGUCAUCCAAGACGUCAUCACGGCCUUGAUGAAAAGUUUUCAAGAGAAAGACGAAGCCAAGAAGGCUGAGUUGAGGAAGGAGCUAGCGGAUGUCAAAAUACCGCUGUAUUUCGGGAUGUUGGAGAAGUUACUGAAGAACAAUGGCAGUACUGGGCUUUUUGUUGGCAAGAAGAUCAGUCUUGCUGACGUCAGUCUGUUUGAUCUCUGUGAUAAAGUCAAGUCAAUGGUCAAGUUGGCAGACUAUCCUCUGGUCAAGAAAUGCAAUGACAACGUGGGUACCAACCCUAAAAUCAAAGCAUGGGUUGAGAAACGACCAGUUACAGAGUUUUGAUGUGAGAAACGUGAACAUUGUCUCUUUAGUACUGGUAUCAAGAACUUGGUAGAUUAGUUAUUAGGACAUACACACAAUAAUGAGGUAAUUAUUAUUUACUUCAUCUUGAUUUAUUAUUCAAAACUGUAAAGGUAUUUUAUGACAAUAAAACGAACACGGAGGUGCUGUUGUACGAGUUUA
This is a messenger RNA of Haliotis rufescens (red abalone), 855 nucleotides long. RefSeq names its product glutathione S-transferase 1-like. The transcript has 5 exons. The coding region runs from base 67 to 675 and encodes 202 amino acids. Gene Ontology annotation, molecular function: glutathione transferase activity. Lineage: Eukaryota; Metazoa; Mollusca; Gastropoda; Lepetellida; Haliotidae. Gene Ontology annotation, biological process: glutathione metabolic process. The record is from RefSeq and is a predicted model, not a curated record.